GCGAGCAAAGGCAGCAGACCGACUCGACCUAAUUCGCUAUGACUUCACCAGUGCCGGGUCAGUACGCUCAGUCACCGACAGUGCCACCCGGUCCACGACCAAGAGGGAGACCGAAAGGCAGCACGACGAAGAACAAACUGCUGCAGCAGCAAUUGCGCGAGCAACAAGCUCUACAGUUCGGCAGUCCGUCUCAAGUGACCGGCAGCCAAGUCCAACGCUAUGCCCAGAUGGGAGCGCAACUCACUCAGCCUGCCCAACGAGAAGUACGGCGUAGGAGGAACUUGCUAGGUCCAAGCUCGAAGCCGUUACCGCCCUACGCUGGCAUAUCGUCUCGUCAGGCCAAAUUGACAACCUAUCCCUCUCGUGUUGCCCUCGGCCUGACUUCUCUCAUGCAGCCAAUCGGGCCCGAGGGCAAGGCUGCUCCCGCUGCCGAAGUGGUCGUACCGGGCAAACGACAACGUACACGCGUCAAUUAUGCUGAAGUAGAGGGCCUCGACGAGGAUGAGGACGGCGCGUCGACUCAUGCAACACCUUCUUGGAUGCCGCCGCCUCCGGAGGAAGACACAGAACCGGGAUGGGGACCCAAAGCGCAUGCACGACAUGCGAACUAUGCUCGUCGCGCUCCCGGUCAGGGCGUCACUUAUACUACCGUCCCUCCGCCGUCUCAGCAGCAGCAGCAGCAGCAGCAGCAGCAGCAACAAAAAUCUCAGCCACCGAUGGUACAGCUCAAGACCUACCUCGGUCAGAUACCCCCGAUCAAUACUGUCUACUCUCAGACGGCCAGAAAGACGCGCUACCCUCAUUUAUCUGAUGACCUGGUCCGGCGGAAAGCAAACCGAGACUCUCUCUUGCUACCUGUCCGUAUCGAACUUGACACAGAGACUCACCGGAUACGCGACGUCUUUGUAUGGGACGUGCUCGAUCCAUACUUUUCGCCAGAACUAUUUGCGAGCCUGUUCUGCGAAGAUGUCGGCUUGCCGAGCCAUAAUGUUGCUCAGAUCAGAGAGAUGAUCGAGGUGCAAACAAGCGAGCAACAAGCUAUUGCCGAAUUUCAAGUCGCCGACGAGCAUGACGAUAUCGAGACGGAGGAUCCUCAGCUAUUCGAUACUGAGCCUGACUUGCGCGUCAUCGUCAACAUCGAUGUGCAGAUCCAAACACAUCGACUGACAGAUCGUUUCGAAUGGGAUCUUGCUUCGCCGCUCAGUCCAGAGAUGUUUGCGAUCCAGCUGUGUAGCGACUUGUCGCUCACAUCGGAAGCUGCACCCCUCAUCGCUCACGCGAUCCACGAAGAGCUCCUCCGGCUCAAGAAGGACUGCAUAGAGCAAGGCAUCAUCGGUCGAACGGCUGCAGAGGAUGCCUAUUCCGCUCUGACAGGCGAAGCGAGGAAAGGGUGUCCGACGCUCGAAGGAAUCUGGCGCGAUUUCAAUGAAGAGGGUGAGUUCGGCCCGCUGAUCGACAAACUCUCUUCCGAAGGUAUCGCCAUCAACGAGCUCGAAAGGGAGCGAAUGGCAAAACGAGCGAGGCAGAACCAGACACAGUUCAAGGAGCGGAGGGCAGGCAGGCUGCCGAGGCGCUAGUCUGCAUUGCAUCGCCAAUUCCCUGUGCGCGGCCGAUGCACUGAGGCAUGGCAUCUCGAUAUGCGCAGUCGUGCGCGUCCGUUUCUCUGCGAGGGAAAGGUCCUCUUGUCCCGCUUUUCGUGAACAUCUAGUCGUAGAUGUGUACUAAACCAUAGAAGAGCGUCCAGAACAAGAUGAAGCUGAGCGCAUUGUCGAGCAAGCCAGACAGGAGUAGUUCCGGCAAGCCUCCCUUGAUAUAUUUACGCGGUUGUUGCUCUGUAGUGAUGAGGUAGACCAAUCCCGCUACU
Messenger RNA from Mixia osmundae IAM 14324, 1864 nucleotides. RefSeq lists its product as uncharacterized. The record is from RefSeq and is a predicted model, not a curated record. The coding region runs from base 39 to 1577 and encodes 512 amino acids. Lineage: Eukaryota; Fungi; Basidiomycota; Mixiomycetes; Mixiales; Mixiaceae. Gene Ontology annotation, biological process: chromatin remodeling; regulation of transcription by RNA polymerase II. The transcript has 8 exons. Gene Ontology annotation, cellular component: nuclear chromosome; nucleus. Gene Ontology annotation, molecular function: transcription coregulator activity.